AUGCUAGAUUUUGAAUUAUUGAGAGGAUAUACAAGAAAGGGUGGUACUCCAAGAUGUAUGCUUCAAUUGGAUCUCCAAAAAGCAUAUGCCAUGGUGGAUUGGUAUGCUUUGGAACAUGUGAUGCAAGAAAUAGGCAAAGAGAGGCUUAAGGCAGGGGAUCUUAUAUCCCCCUUACUUUUUGCUCUCAUGAUGGAGUAUUUGAAUAGGCUUUUGGUCAAAAUGCAUUCCCAUGCUAAAUGUGAGAAGGCUGGUAUAACCAAUCUCACAUUUGCGGAUGACAUCCUCAUGUUUUGCAAAGGGGACAUCACUUCUGUCCAGAUGCUUAUUAAAACUGUGCAGGAUUUUUUUGAUUCUAUUGGUUUGGUGAUCAACCCCAGAAAAUGCAAAGUCUUUUAUGGAGGUACGGAUAGAGACACCAAGGAGCAGCUGAUUAGAAGUACUUCUUUUGAGGAGGGAAUUCUUCCUAUGAAGUACCUUGGAGUUCCUAUUACUAGAAAGAGAUUAAAUAUACACCACUACAUGCCAUUAAUUGAGAAGAUAAUGAAGAGAAUGAAACAUUGGACCUCCAAACUUCUGAGCUAUUCUGGAAGAAUCUUACUUGUGAAAAGUGUGAUCUUGGCUAUAACUCAAUACUGGAUGCAGUGUGUUCCUAUUCCUCAAUUUGCUGGGAGUAUGGAUAAUAGUCGAAAGAGCCCAGUAGCUUGGCAGACAAUGUGCAGUCCUAAAAACCAGGGUGGACAAGGCAUUAUCAAUCUUACCAUUUAG
This is a messenger RNA of Vicia villosa (hairy vetch), 765 nucleotides long. RefSeq lists its product as uncharacterized. The record is from RefSeq and is a predicted model, not a curated record. The transcript has 3 exons. Lineage: Eukaryota; Viridiplantae; Streptophyta; Magnoliopsida; Fabales; Fabaceae. The coding region runs from base 1 to 765 and encodes 254 amino acids.